ACUAAAGUAAAGAUAAAAACCACUGUCUGUGUUACAGACGGUACCCUUCCAUCUGCACCAGAUGUUGCUGGCUCCUCCCAGACAGCUCAGUAACAUUCCAGCCCACCUCUGGGAAUCUGCUGGCUCCUCCACACUCUCUCACCAAGCUCCAGUCAAAGUAUUACAGGAGCUGAAAAAGACUGAGCCGACACAAAAUGAGAGGACUUGUUGUCUUGGUUACUUUGGCCUGCUUUGCCAGCGCUCAGCACCAAGCACUGAUUGACUACUUGGAGAGGAGGCUGCUCGCUAUUGAGGACCGGAUCUCUUUGUGGCAUGAACAGACCACCCGUUACGCCUCAGAGCUGCGGGAGCUGAAGCAACAGAUGGUUUCCCAGCUGGAGAACCUGGAUAAAGAGAAAGAGGCACUGAGGACGAAUCUGGAUGGCGUGGGGACGCGGGUGGACCGGGUCGAGCGCGAGCUGGACUACCUGGAGACUCAGAACGGAGCUCAGCCAUGUGUGGACGUGGACGACAAGCUGAUCGAGCAGCAGGUGACGCUGGUGAAGGAGAAGCAGAAGUCAAAGUAUUUCAAACAAUCAGACUGCAGUGAUAUGAUCUCCAGCAUAAAAGCCAUGAAGAUCUUGAAGCGAGUUGGAGGGCCAAAGGGCAUGUGGACCAAAGACACCAGCAGAGGCUCUGGGAAGGUCUACAUCUUUAACGGGACGGAUGACAACACCAUCCAUGAGUUUGCCUCUGUGCAGGACUUCACACGCUCGCUGGGGAUGUCUCUGUCCAAGGAUCUGAAGCUGCCGUCUGCCUGGAGGGGAACGGGACAUGUGGUCUACAGAAAUCACGCAUAUUAUAUAAACCAGGCUGAGGAGAUAAAGGUGGUUAAAUAUGACAUGAGGAACAACUCUGAGACAGACAGCACAGUGUUUCCAUUGCAGGACCACGUCCCAGUGUUCGGCCUGACCCCAGAGACACUGAUGGACCUGGCAGUGGAUGAGGAAGGCCUGUGGGCCAUUUACGCCACACGGCAGAAUGAUAGGCACAUCUCUGUGGCUAAGAUGGACGCCAACUCGCUGGACAUCGAGCAGAUGUGGGACACAAACUGUCCGAGAGAGAACGCAGAGGCUGCUUUCAUCAUCUGUGGCACUUUGUACGUGGUGUACAACACCAAGCAGCCCGGUCGCUCUCGCAUCCAGUGCGUGUUUGACGUCAACGGUAUGGUGACCAACGAAGACGCACCGCUGAUUUACUUCCCAAAGCGUUACGGAGCCCACUCCAGUCUGAAGUACAACCCGCAGGAGCAGCUGCUGUACGCCUGGGACGAUGGCUACCAGAUCCUCUACAAGCUGAUCAUGAAAAAGAAACUUGAAAUUUAAGUUAAAUGCACCGCACUUUCCUCCCUAAUCUCCCACAAACAAACCCAGACCACCUAAAAGAAGAAGUCUGAGUACUUGAUGUCACUGCUGACCAUUUUUAAAUGCUGUAGAAUUUCAGAUUUGUAUGUGUGUUACCCAAUGUAACCUGGUAGCUCUAUUGGUAAAGAAUGCGUCCCACGGAAAGAGGCCAUGUCCUGGAUGCGAAGUCCGACCUGUGGCCUUUUGCAGCUCGUCUCCUCAUCUCUCUAAGCUGUCCUGCGUAACAAAGCCAAAAUAAGAAAGUAUAAAGUUAAGAAAAGAUCAUGUUUUGGGUUUAAAUACCUGUUCUCUAUCCACCACAAACACAGCUGGAAAUCAACCAUCUCGUGGGUGCAGACACGUGCAGUCCCAAAAAUUUAUUCUGCUGGGAUUCUGUAGGUUACAAUAAAUAAACAGGCGAACCGUCCUUAACAGUGACCAUGGAUUCCAGGUUUUACGUUUAAGUCUGAUUUGAAAAGUCUUAACAUUACACAAUAUUCUAAUGUCAAGUUUGCCUCAUUAAACAACUUGCACCAGAGUUUGCCACAUGAUUUUCAUAUCAUAUGGAAAUGAGUGGACAACAACGGUAGGAAAAAUACAUUCAAAAAUCGCUGACACUCUGACAUCGCUAUUCAAAAUAGACAGCAGUAUUAAUUAUUUGUGAUGUGUAAUAAUCAUGGUAUAACGGUCUUUAAGUCUGAAUCUUUAAAAAACCUAAUAAAGAUGUAAACGUCCUGGAUUGUAGAACUGUAUCUGUAAACUUUCACACACUAGACAUAAUUCUAAAUUCUGAGAAGUACUGAGUGAUUUCUCAUCGCCCACAAACAUUUAUUUCUACAUCUAAUCAGACUGCACUGCACUUCUGUUUUAACAAUAAUUUUUGUGUCUACUUGUGCAUCAGCUUACUGUACUUACCUGUGAUUUUCUGUCUGUUUAGGUUUCUUAAGCUGUCUUACAAGUAUAUUUGUCUAGUUUCUGGUCAAAAUAUGUCAUUACAGCCAGUAGCAGACGCGAUCACCUGGAAGGUAACAUUUCAGUGAGAUAUAGUGACUUGUUUUGAGACAAUUAUUUUUAACAAACAAGUAACAUUGUUUCCCCUUUAGCAUUAGUUUCUUUUGUUUAUGCUACACAUACAGGACACACCAUGCUUUUGAAUUAGAGUACAAAGGCAGGUGAGGAUUAUGAGGAUUGUGAUGAAAAUUAAGUUUGCUGUUUGACCAAAUUAUCUUUAAAAUAUCCAGUGGACAGAUUGAGUAACAAAACAAAUGUCACGAUCAAAUAGAUAUGAUGUUGUCACUAAUAAUGCCAUCGCAGCAAUGCUGUCACUAUGGCAGCCGACCUCAAAGCAGCAAGAAAAAUAAGGGGGAUAUCAGGAAACAUGCCAUGAUCAGCUAGCUGGCUAGCACUGUUAUACUCCUCUUUCUGCCCAGUAUGUGUACUUUUUCAGGUUCAGCACACACAUAUCUGGUGGAUUAAAUGAAAUCACCCAAAUUAACACCACUAUUUGAUUUAUGCCUCUCACGUAACACUAUUGUUUGCUAAUUUAUAUCUGAAUAUAACUUAUCUGUUUCUUACACUUUGUUUAUAAUACGCUCAUUUUCCCACAGGCAUCUCUUCCUAUCUGCCUCUAAUUAUUGUUCAGUAUGAAAAUAAACUACACAUGUU
This is a messenger RNA of Acanthopagrus latus (yellowfin seabream), 3047 nucleotides long. It is a transcript of the gene olfml3b, whose product is annotated as olfactomedin-like 3b. Lineage: Eukaryota; Metazoa; Chordata; Actinopteri; Spariformes; Sparidae. Bases 195 to 1364 code for a protein of 389 amino acids. Gene Ontology annotation, biological process: signal transduction. The transcript is spliced from 3 exons. The record is from RefSeq and is a predicted model, not a curated record.